AUGGCUUUGUCUAGAAGGUCAUACGCUGCUUACUCAAAGAUGGAUAAGGAGGACCCUCAAGAGAUAAUUCAUCGAAGAGCACAGUUCUUGAUCUACAAAUUGUUGGAGCAAGCAGAUUCUCGUAGUAAACAAUCAUGCCUCAGAAUCAGAAUAUCUAAGUUGAAGGUGAAGAUUGGGAACAGGUUAAGGAAGCUCAGGAAGAGAAUUAUGUCAGGUGUCUCUGCGGCUAGAGUUGGCAUUCAUGGACACGUUAUGAGUCAAAUGAAAACAUGGAAACGAGUGUUUGGCCGAGGAAGACAAACCCUUGUAACCAUUCCUCCUCUUAUCAAAUGA
This is a messenger RNA of Gastrolobium bilobum, 333 nucleotides long. RefSeq lists its product as uncharacterized. Bases 1 to 333 code for a protein of 110 amino acids. The record is from RefSeq and is a predicted model, not a curated record. Lineage: Eukaryota; Viridiplantae; Streptophyta; Magnoliopsida; Fabales; Fabaceae. The transcript has a single exon.